AUGGAAUUAGAGUCCGCAGCAACAUUAGUUGCAAGCGAGACCAACCAACAUAAUGGCGGUUCUACAGCCGCUCCCUCACUAGCACCUGUCUUUGAACCGAUACACUUACAAGACCAUCUUGAUAAACUAUUACCGUUGGUCCUGGGAGCUGAAAGUUCAGAGCUCAAAGCUUCACUGUGGUCUGCACCAGAGACCUCGGAGAAGUUACGACAGGAUCAAUCCUCAGUCACAUACACCUACUCCAUAACACAGGAAAUCACAUAUCAACAAAACCAUGUCGCAUCAGUUGCACUAAUAAAACUGGUGCCAAGUUUGGAUCCAAUUCGGUCACUCCAGUUACAAAUACAACUUAUUAAUUUACCUGGUCCCGCGUCUGCGGAAUCAGGAUCUGCCGCGUUAAGCCCUUACGAGACAUUGCAUUCGACCAUCCAUUUGGUGGUUGGUCCGUUCUUCGAAGCCUAUGUAAAUGCUAAAGGUGGAAGCGGAGAUGGGGUAGUAAGCACUGGUAGAGCUAAACAAGAUGAUUCUAAAAUGGGUAUUCCAAUGGCAAAGAAGAAAAUCGCCGAAUUGGAAUUGUCCUUGCGACAUCUACAACAAAACGUUGAGAUCCCCGAGAUUUCACUAAGCAUUCAUCCGGUUGUUCAAAAGGCCGCUAAACAAGAAAACAGAAGCGUCAAUGUUGACAUGAUUGAUCAAUCACACCUCGAAGAUUCAGGGCUUCUUAAUAAACUCCAGAGUGAUGUAAAUGGAUGGAUCAAAGAAAUCCAAAAAGUAACUAAAUUGUCACGAGAUCCGUCUAGCG
Messenger RNA from Ambispora gerdemannii, 802 nucleotides. The record is from the annotation of a GenBank genome assembly. Lineage: Eukaryota; Fungi; Glomeromycota; Glomeromycetes; Archaeosporales; Ambisporaceae.